AUGCAGGAAUACCUGACCCCUCUCUCCCUUUUCAUCAUCCUUUAUUCCUUCCCCGGGACCGGCGGGCAGAGUCCAUGUCCCGAUCCCGAGGCCAUCAUUCCCUGCGUUUGCUCCCACAAUGAAACUCUCGCCACUGUGACCGUGGAUUGUUCGGAGGCGACCUCGAGAUGGAAUCCCAUUUCGAAGUUUCAACCUGGAUUCUUCAGCUCCAUGGAGAACUUGCAACAUUUUAGUGCUUUUUAUUGUUCCCUUGGACCAACAUUGACGAAAGGAUCUUUGGAGUUCCGGGGUUCCUCGGUAUAUUAUAUUGACAUACAAGGCAACUCCAUCUCGAAUGUGGAGUUUGAUGCAAUCACAGGUUUCAAAGAAUCCGCGUGGAUAGAUCUAAGUGAAAAUGAAAUCUCAGUAUUGAGAGAGGAACCUUUCCGCCCUAUUCUGGAGAAGAUUCGGGAAAUCGAUCUCAAUGAUAAUCCUGUGGUGUGUGAUUGCACCAUGGCCUGGAUCGUGCUGAAUCCUGAAUUGCUGGCAAAAGUGAAGGGAUCCUGCACCGAUGGAACCGACUUUCAAGACUUGGACCCGAUCGACUUUCAGAACUGCCUCGACAGAUUUCCAUGA
This is a messenger RNA of Darwinula stevensoni, 615 nucleotides long. The record is from the annotation of a GenBank genome assembly. NCBI's taxonomy places the organism in Eukaryota, Metazoa, Arthropoda, Ostracoda, Podocopida, Darwinulidae.